Molecule: messenger RNA, 7598 nt
Organism: Salmo salar (Atlantic salmon)
Lineage: Eukaryota; Metazoa; Chordata; Actinopteri; Salmoniformes; Salmonidae
Product: cytospin-A
Molecular function (GO): protein binding
Source: RefSeq, a predicted model, not a curated record
GCCGUCCCACAAUUCCAAGCAUUAAUUGGGAAUGCUCGCUCUACGGUGCUCAUGUUGUGUGUCCUGUCAAUGGAGAAGAUCAAGGGGCGCAGGGACGCUGAGGAUGGAGUGCAUGAAAUGACCAAUACUGCAUAUUGUAACUUCAAACCGAUGGUAUCCGAGUCAUUCGAUUAUCUCUACCAAAGAAUUCCAGAUUGCAUUGGAAAUGUCUGAGAAACCUAGAGCCCAGUAUGAGGAAGACGACCAGGCCAGUGGCCGGCGUAUCCAAAGCCACAGCAGCAGGCACUAAGGCCCAGACUGGGGAGAGAGUCAAGCCUGAGGGCGCCACCAUGGGCACAGCCGGCAAGAAUACGGCCAAGACCUCCGCUACCGCACCACUCUCUAAGGCGAAGAGCAGCGAUGACUUGCCAUCAGCAACAACAGUAGGCAGUGGGAUCAGCACUGUUGCUAAGGCCAAGAAGACUAGCUUUGCCCACUCUUCAACCUCUUCCACUACAGGUACCAGCAACCCAGAGGGCAAGACAAAGACCAGCUCAGGAAAGCGUGGGACCUCCUCUGUGGUGAAGGAGCCCGGUUCAUCCCGGGAGGGCCUGCGAGAACGCUCCAGAACUGGCACCGCCAGCAGGAAGCUCUCCGGACCCUCGGAUGCCUUGGCACCGCCCAAGAGAGUCCGCAGCCGGGCCAUGACUGAGUCCGAGUCCCGUAUGAGCAAGUCCAGGUCGGACGGGCAGCUCAGCAAUAAGACGGUCCUGGAGAGCAGGGUGAAGGACCUGCUGGGCCUGGCCAAGAGCAAAGACGUGGAGAUCCUCCAACUGCGCACUGAGCUGCGGGCCAUCCGUGUCCAGCUAGGCCUGCCUGAGGAGGAUGGGGGGAGCAGAGAGAGGGCUGAGGGAGAGGAGACUGCUGAGGCUGAGCCCCCACAGGAACAGGAGAAAGAACCCCUUACUCCGUUCAUCCCUACAGACGUUGAGUCCACCCUGCUCUUGCUGCAGGACCAGAACCAGGGGAUCCGCGGGGAACUGAACAUGCUAAAGAGUGAGAACCGAAUGCUGAAGGACCGCCUCAAUGCCCUGGGUUUCUCCCUGGAGCAGAGGCUGGACUGCCCCCUCAAAGCCCCGCGAGGCUCCUGCCUCAGCCCAGAGCUUCCCCCAGCCAGCGGUGGCAGAGAUGGAGUGUUCCAACGGGCCUUUUUACUACAUGGGGUCUCCCCACACGGCUCUGCCCGCGGCUCCAAUGAAGACCUUCUGGACCCCCGGCGAGCCAUCUCCCCUGAGGCAGCCGACAGCGAGUGCAGCGAAGCCUACCAGCCAAUCACCUCCAGCGAAGACGCCCUGGAUGCCCCCUCUGGUUCUGCCUCUGCCUGCUGCUCCUCCUCUGAGUCAGAGGGCGGGCCACCGAGUCACGGUGAGCGCUCCCGUAGAGGCAGCAGUGGCAACACCAGCGAGGUGUCGGUGGCCUGUCUAACUGAGCGCAUUCACCAGAUGGAGGAGAACCAGCACUGCACUUCUGAGGAGCUCCAGGCUACACUACAGGAGCUGGCUGACCUGCAGCAGAUCACCCAGGAACUAAGCACAGAGAACGAGCGGCUGGGCGAAGAGCGGGUCAUCCUGGUGGACUCCUUGUGCCAGCAAGGUGACCGGCUGGAGUUGUACGGCCAGCAGAUGGACUACUUCCGGGGCCUGCUGGACGAGCACCGCGUGGCCUAUGCCCUGGUCGACGAGGAGGACACUAAGAGCAGCCGCUAUCUGGAGCUGGAGCGCCGCUACAUGGACCUGACUGAUGGGACCCACUUCGAGAGGGAGCAGCUGCUGGGGUGCAGCAGCACUGAGCGGGCGCUGAAAAUGACCGAGCAGGACAACGCAGAAGCCCAGGGCCUGAUAUCAGCGCUUAAGGAGAGGGUGCACGUGGCUGAGCGGCAGGCUGAGAUGGAGCGCAGGGAUAGGGCAGUGGCGGCCAUAGAGCUGGAGGUCCUGAGGGAGGCGGCCGGAGGGGAACAGGCGGAGUUGGCUCGAUGCAGGGCCCAGCUGGAGCAGGAGAGACAGAGGGUGGCUGAGCUCUACUCCAUCCACAAUGCCGGGGACAAGAUGGACAUCUGCCACCAGCUGGAAAGCGAAAGGAGGGACAAGGAGAGGGCAGAGGCAGAGUCUGCUCAGCUGCAUGAGGAGCUGGACCACACCCGCAACGAGGCCGCAAGGCUGGAGGACGGUAUCAGCAAGCUGGAGGAGAACUUCCGUGCAUUUCGUGAUGAGGUACAGAAGCAGCUAGCAGAGCAGAAGCGGACCCUGGCCCAUCAGUGUUCUGAGCUGGAGGAGAGGGACACUGAGGUCUCAGACAUGAAGGAGACCAUCUUUGAGCUGGAGGACGAAGUGGAGCAACACCGAGCCGUAAAACUCCACGACAACCUCGUGAUCACAGACCUGGAGAACUCUGUCAAAAAACUGCAGGACCAAAAACAUGACAUGGAGCGUGAGAUCAAGAUGCUGCAUCGAAAGCUACGGGAGGAGUCUAUGGAGUGGCGUCAGUUCCAGGCCGACCUGCAGACGGCGGUGGUCAUUGCUAACGACAUCAAGUCUGAGGCUCAGGAGGAGAUUGGGGAUCUGCGGCGCCGCCUACUGGACACACAGGAGAAGCAUGAGAAGAUGAGCAAAGAGCUGGAGGAGAUCAAGAAGCAGGAUGAGGAGAGGGGCAGGGUGUAUAACUACAUGAAUGCUGUUGAGAGGGACCUAGCUGCCCUGAGGCAGGGCAUGGGUCUCAGCCGACGCUCUUCUACCUCCUCUGAGCCCUCUCCCACCGUCAAGACCCUUAUCAAGAGCUUUGACAACGCCUCCACUGCAGGCCUUGUCCCAACCUCCACAGCAGCCGUGCCAGCACUUACCACAACGAUUGCCCGUACACCCCUCAGCCCCAGCCCUCUGAAAACCCCACCCGCUGCUGCUAUCUCUCCCAUACAGAGGCACACGGCAUCGACCCCCAAACCCCCGUCCUCCAUGGUGGAUAAGAGGUCCAGUUACACAGACCUCACUAUGCCAGCAGAUCACCUGCUACGGGCCUCGCCUGGGACCCCCUCUUCCCUCCAGAGGGUCCCCAACAUGGACUCCAAGUCCCUAUCAGUGUCACGAAGGUGCAGUGAGGAGCUGAAGAGGGACAUGUCUGCCUCAGAGAACACUACCUCAGCCUCCCUCAUCACCUCCUCCCCCCAGCUCUCCUCCCUUUCCGCCGCCGCCUCCUCCUCCCCCACCGCCUCAGUCACCCCCUCCACAAGGGGACGCUUACGGGAGGAGAGAAAAUACGCCCUGUCUGCACUGGCCAGGGAGUACGGGGGAUCCAAGAGGAACGCCCUGCUUAAGUGGUGCCAGAAGAAGACUGAAGGAUACCUGAACAUUGAUAUCACCAACUUCAGCAGCAGCUGGAACGACGGGCUGGCCUUCUGUGCUGUUCUCCACACCUACCUGCCUGCCCACAUCCCCUACCUGGAGCUCUCCAGCCAGGACAAGAAGCGAAAUUUCACACUGGCUUUCCAGGCCGCUGAAAGUGUCGGGAUCAAGUCCUCAUUGGACAUUGGAGAGAUGGUGCACACAGAGAGGCCUGACUGGCAGAGUGUGAUGACCUACGUCACUGCCAUCUACAAGUACUUUGAGACGUGACCCAUCUUCAAGCCUGAACACCUCGCUUGCCCACACGCACGCGUCCAGCCAGGGCUGUCAUCGCAACACUGGACAACCUUAGAGCAACAUCAGCCAAUGCUACCUGCGAAUAUGUCUGGGACCCUGAGUUCUACCUUAAGCUGCAUCACUUAACUUCACCAAUAUAUUCCAUGUUUACACUGCAAUGUUCUACAAACUCUUGGCUUGGGAUGCUCAUGUGGCUUCUCAGUUUGAUUGAAUUCGUCAGACUAGGCUGUGGAUAGACUGAGGCCAUGGGUUGAACUGUCCUUCAACUUUCCCUGGGUCAGUGACUUCCUGUAUACUCAAGUCUUCUGGCCUCUUGACCCCAGUCCUAUGUGAACUCUGUGCUGUCUGCAGUAGCCUACACCAUCAUUACCUCCAACUUUACACUGUAGUUCAUGUUUAGCUAGCUGAAACAAUGUGUAUGGUUUUGGAUUUGGAAUACUGCGGAGAACAGGAUUGCCUUUUUAAAAUGCCUUUGGCUUUGUCCAUUUUGUCUCUUCGCUCAAUGACUUGAGGUUAAGUGUGAUUUACCUGACUGACAGAGGGUCCAGCUUAACUGUAGCUGUUCUAACAAGGCUGUUUUAGCCCAAUGCUUUGCUGUGAUAUUUAUUCCAAAGAGAUAAUAACUUCAUACGAAUCAAUGCCAUGUUUGUCUCUUGUUUUUGCCAAUUAUGACAAUGAGCAUUGACCCAUUAGGGAUAUUAAUAAUACAUAGUGCUUUUUGAAGGACCCAAAGUCAGAGUUCAAUCGCAUUGACGUCUUUUACGCCAGUUAUUAUUUGUCUCAGUCCGUUGUGUCCAAACUCUGUAAGCGUGAUGGUUGACCACCACGGCCAGUCUCUGGUUUUACAGUGAGGUCCCUGUUGCACACCCAUCCAUAAUGGUUGUACAGUGAGGUCCCUGUUGCACACCCAUCCAUAAUGGUUGUACAGUGAGGUCCCUGUUGCACACCCAUCCAUAAUGGUUGUACAGUGAGGUCCCUGUUGCACACCCAUCCAUAAUGGUUGUACAGUGAGGUCCCUGUAGCACACCCAUCCAUAAUGGUUGUACAGUGAGGUCCCUGUAGCACACCAAUCCAUAAUGGUUGUACAGUGAGGUCCCUGUAGCACACCCAUCCAUAAUGGUUGUACAGUGAGGUCCCUGUAGCACACCCAUCCAUAAUGGUUGUACAGUGAGGUCCCUGUAGCACACCCAUCCAUAAUGGUUGUACAGUGAGGUCCCUGUAGCACACCCAUCCAUAAUGGUUGUACAGUGAGGUCCCUGUAGCACACCCAUCCAUAAUGGUUGUACAGUGAGGUCCCUGUAGCACACCCAUCCAUAAUGGUUGUACAGUGAGGUCCCUGUUGCACACCCAUCCAUAAUGGUUGUACAGUGAGGUCCCUGUAGCACACCCAUCCAUAAUGGUUGUACAGUGAGGUCCCUGUAGCACACCCAUCCAUAAUGGUUGUACAGUGAGGUCCCUGUUGCACACCCAUCCAUAAAUAGGCUGAACAACACAGGGAGCUGACCUGAUAAACUAACAGUUUAGGCAUUAAGGUAAAAGCACCACUUACUGUUCAGCAAAUCCUCCCUGGUUUCAAAGCACAACAAGGGGAUGUGAGGCUCUUUACUUAAAUGGAAUGUGUUUAAACCUUCAUCGAUGCCAUAGAAACCACCAUGUUUCAAAACCGUUGGGUGUACUACACACAGUAAAGUCCCUUCCUCCAGCACAGGGAAAUCAUAUUAGCUAUGCAUGUUCCCACACAUGGGAAAAGCUUACAAUCCUCAUUUGCUUUGAAAUAGUUAAAUAAGUAUGUAUGAGAACUUAUGAGUUGUGUUUUUGGUACAUUGGAAUAUUCUCCUUAUACUGAGAUACCAUGUGAAUAUUUCAUAACAUUUUGUUGCUCAUAAAGGCAUCUGAUAAGGUUUCCACAGCUAAGAUGAGCUACAGUCAUUUAAAUGGUACUAGUCAUUGCCAGGAAUCAAGGCUAAUAGACAGUGUAUAAAACAUUAGGAACACCUUCCCUCGGAAUAGCCUCAAUUCGUCAGGGCAUGGACUCUACAAGAUUGGCUUGUAGAGUCCAUGUUGGCUCCAAUGCUUUCCACAGUUGUGUCAAGUUGGCUGGAUGUCCUUGGGGUUGUGGACCAUUCUUGAUACACAAGGGAAACUGUUGAGCAUGAAAAAUCCAGCAGCGUUGCAGUUCUUGACACAAAACAGUGUGCCUGGCAGCUAGUACCAUACCCUGUUCAAAGUCAGUCAAAUAUUUUGUCUCGUCCAUUCACCCUCUGAAUGGCACAUACACAAUCCAUGUCUUAAUUGUGUCAAGGCUUAAAAAUCUUUUAACCUGUCUCCUCCCCUUCAUCUACACUGAUUUAAGUGGAUUUAACAGGUGACAUCAAUAGGGGAUCAUAGACUGACCAGGUGGAUCCAGGGGAAAGCUAUGUCAUGGAAAGAGCAGUUGUUCUUAAUGUUUUGUAUUCUCACUGUAAAGUAAACGUUCCAGUUAGGGUAACUUGGUGUAACACGCACUCUGCCUGUACAUCUCACAGGAACCACUUCAUGUCACAAUUUUUCCCCAACACUUUCCCUGGUUGUCACUGUUUCUCAACAAAAAAAGUUAUAUUGGUCUCAUCACAAAAUGAUUUUGAGGUAGGGUGACGUUUUACUCCCCAAGUUACCCUACAAUUGAUCUGUUACAUUUUGUCUCACACACCCCUAUGUACUCAUGGCAAAGUGGUGUAACUCCUUACACGAACACUAUGGUCAUGAUUUUGUUAGGACACUGGUCAUGUUUUGGUUAAGUUGGUGUUUGGUUUCUACAGUUCCUGGUUUGCACCUUGUCAUAUGUUAUCUGAUGAAAUGGACUCGCUCAUAAAUGAGAAUUGGGCUACAUUAUAAAGGUCACUGAUGUCUCGCUGUAAUAUAAAUUGGAUCAAAAGUAGACUGAGCAUAGCUAGAGCUUGUUAUGUACUGUAUGGGAACACUUCUCAAAGUAAAGAGUUGUCAGUCCGUCCUAGCUAACAGUAGGCAGGAUGCCAAUGUAUUCUUAUUUCCUUCUCCCCUCCUUUUAUAGCUCCACUGUUUAGUCAAUGAUUUAAAGACAUGCUCUGGUACUUCGGUGACUAAUAAGUUGUUUUUUUUAAACCUCCCGCUUUGGGCUGGAUGUGUCAAUGUGUAGUUCAUACAUAAUCUAUGAGCUGAAUUACUCUCUUACCUCAAUUAACCACGAAAUCCGUCGUUUGAAAGUGACUGUUUUCUAGAAGCUGUGCUGUUAUUUUUUUUUUUCCUGCAUUUCCUCCCACGUGGGCCAGCACCCUAGCAAUUCAGGUUCCAGCCAAUGAGAUUCAGCCCCUUGCCAUUUUAAAUGACAGCUAGCAAGAAUCACACAGAGCGAGAACGAGAGAAAUUACGUGGUGCACAAUCUGCCGAUGUGAUGCAGUAAGCAAUUUUCGGGGACCACUUUUGGCUCGUGGGUGCUACUUUUAGAACUACUGGCUAAAAAGUACCCGGAGAAUCCCUUUUAAGGUACCUGGGCUCAUUUGACCAUGGUUGAGCCUCCAACUACUCAUGUAUCAGAGGACCAUUGAGUUAAAAGCAUUCCGAAGUACAAACUGGGUUGACUUAACAGUUGAACUUAAAGUCCUCAAUGUAAAGUUAACAUUACAUGGCCGUUUAACUUAUUAUGAAAUUAUAAAACGAUUUUACUUUUUUUGAAUGAGGUGAAAAGCAUAUUUAAAGAAAAUGUCAAUUUUUUUUAUUCACUUUUGUGUGCGUUUGUGUGCAACCUUAUAUCUUGACACAAUACAAAUGACUGCAGUUGAAUUCACUGAAUAACUUCAAUAAUAUUUUCUUAUUGUUCUUUUUUAGACAUCUGUAGUGCAAUGCACCUUAUCAGUAAUCUAUUAUUGAUUCAGUUUUUUAAAUGCUAAUAAACUGUCACACUGAAAGUUA